Molecule: messenger RNA, 7086 nt
Organism: Ectocarpus siliculosus
Lineage: Eukaryota; Phaeophyceae; Ectocarpales; Ectocarpaceae
Source: the annotation of a GenBank genome assembly
AUGAGAGGAUCCCGCGGGACCCGGCUCGCGUGGCUGGCUCUUCUUGCGCAAAGAGCUCACGCCGCGUCUUCGUCAUCGAGCGUAUCGGUAGCUUGCAGCCUGGAGAGUCUCUCCGAGGAUGACCGGGAAUCAAUGCAACAGCACCGCAGGGGCCUCUUCAUCGACCCCGAUUGUGGGAAGUCAGGUAGACUGGGGGCAGGAGAAGAAGAGGAACGAUUGCAACAUGUUCAACCUCGGGACCAACUGCCGCCGUUGCUUCAACACCUGCGACGCUGCACUGACCUUCGCCUACGAGUUCCUCCUUACGAUGGCGCUGUUCUCUCGACGGACGCCGAGAUCGCCUUCUGUCCCGGAAGCGGCAUCACCUCGAUCGAUGACUGUGUGAACAGCGAGAGUCAACGCGCCCUGACCAACAACGGCGAGGGGCUGGGCGGUGAUGCCUUUGAUCCCAUGUACGGCUGGGAGCCCACACCGGCGCCCACAUCCGUGUCCUACCACUUCGACUUCGACGAGCCAACGCCGACGCCGGUGAUGUUGAUGGAAACACUGCAGCCGGUCGACGCCCGCCGUCCAUGGCCUCGCCACCCUGAAGCAACACCGGUACCGACAUCCCUGUCCAUCGACUUCGACUCCGACUACCCAACGCCGACACCGGUGACGGACGGCCCGCAGCCGGUCGACGCCCGCCGUCCCUGGCCUCGUCACCCCGAUUCGACACCGGUACCGACAUACCUUUCCUUCGACUUCGACUCCGACUACCCAACGCCGGCACCGGUGAUGGACAGCCAGCACCCGGUCGACGGCCGCCGCCCCCGGCCUCGCCACCCUGAAGUAACACCGGCACCGACAUAUCUGUCCUUCGACUUUGACUUCGACUACCCAACGCCGGCACCCGUGACAGAGGACCCGAAGCCGGUCGACGGCCGCCGCCCCCGGCCUCGCCACCCUGAAGCAACACCGGUACCGACAUCCCUGUCCUUCGACUUCGACCCCGACUACCCAACGCCGGCACCGGUGAUGGACAGCCAGCACCCGGUCGACGGCCGCCGCCCCCGGCCUCGCCACCCUGAAACAACACCGGUACCGACAUACCUGUCCUUCGACUUCGACUCCGACUACCCAACGUCGGCACCGGUGAUGGAGGGCCCGCAGCCGGUCGACGGCCGCCGUCCCCGGCCUCGCCACCCUGAAGCAAUACCGGUACCGACAUAUCUGUCCUUCGACUUCGACCCCGACUACCCAACGCCGGCACCCGUGACACAGGGCCCGCAGCCGGUCGACGGCCGCCGUCCAUGGCCUCACCACCCUGAAGCAGCACCGGUACCGACAUACCUGUCCUUUGACUUCGACUUCGACAUGACAACGCCAACACCAGUGAUGGAGGGCCCGAAGCCGGUCGACGGCCGCCGUCCCCGGCCUCGCCACCCUGAAGCAACACCGGUACCGACAUCCCUGUCCUUCGACUUCGACCCCGACUACCCAACGCCGGCACCGGUGACGGAGGGCCCGCAGCCGGUCGACGGCCGCCGUCCAUGGCCUCACCACCCUGAAGCAACACCGGCGCCGACAUACCUGUCCUUCGACUUCGACCCCGACUACCCAACGCCGACACCGGUGGCACAGGGCCCGCAGCCGGUCGACGGCCGCCGUCCCCGGCAUCGCCACCCUGAAGCAACACCGGCGCCGACAUACCUGUCCUUCGACUUCGACCCCGACUACCCAACGCCGACACCGGUUGCAGAGGGCCCGCAGCCGGUCGACGGCCGCCGUCCCCGGCCUCACCACCCUGAAGCAACACCGGUACCGACAUACCUGUCCUUCGACUUCGACUUCGACAUGACAACGCCAACACCGGUGAUGGAGGGCCCGGAGCCGGUCGACGGCCGCCGUCCCCGGCCUCGCCACCCUGAAGCAACACCGGUGCCGACAUACCUGUCCUUCGACUUCGACCCCGACUACCCAACGCCGGCACCGGUCACGGACGGCCCGCAGCCGGUCGACGGCCGCCGUCCCCGGCCUCGCCACCCUGAAGCAACACCGGUGCCGACAUACCUUUCCUUCGACUUCGACCCCGACUACCCAACGCCGGCACCGGUGAUGGAGGGCCCGAAGCCGGUCGACGGCCGCCGUCCCCGGCCUCGACACCCUGAAGCAACACCGGUACCGACAUACCUGUCCUUCGACUUCGACCCCGACUACGCAACGCCGGCACCGGUGACACAGGGCCCGCAGCCGGUCGACGGCCGCCGUCCCCGGCCUCGCCACCCUGAAACAACACCGGUACCGGCAUAUCUGUCCUUCGACUUCGACCCCGACUACCCAACGCCGUCACCGGUGACAGAGGGCCCGCAGCCGGUCGACGGCCGCCGUCCCCGGCCUCGCCACCCUGAAGCAACACCGGCGCCGAUAUACCUGUCCUUCGACUUCGACCCCGACUACCCAACGCCGUCACCGGUGAUGGAGGACCUGAAGCCGGUCGACGGCCGCCGUCCCUGGCCUCGACACCCUGAAGCAACACCGGUACCGGCAUACCUGUCCUUCGACUUCGACUUCGACUACCCAACGCCAUCACCGGUUACAGAGGGCCCGCAGCCGGUCGACGGCCGCCGUCCCCGGCCUCGACACCCUGAAGAAACACCGGUGCCAACAUAUCUGUCUUUCGACUUCGACCCCGACUACCCAACGCCGGCACCGGUGAUGGAGGACCCGAAGCCGGUCGACGGCCGCCGCCCCCGGCCUCGCCACCCUGAAGCAACACCGGUGCCGACAUACCUGUCCUUCGACUUCAACCCCGACUACCCAACGCCGACACCGGUGAUGGAGGACCCGAAGCCGGUCGACGGCCGCCGUCCCUGGCCUCGACACCCUAAUACAACACCGGCGCCGACAUCCCUGUCCUUCGACUUCGACUCCGACUACCCAACGCCGUCACCGGUGACAGAGGGCCCGCAGCCGGUCGACGGCCACCGUCCCCGGCCUCGACAGCCUGAACCAACACCGGCGCCGACAUCCCUGUCCUUCGACUUCGACUCCGACUACCCAACGCCGUCACCGGUGACAGAGGGCCCGCAGCCGGUCGACGGCCGUCGUCCCCGGCCUCGACACCCUGAAGAAACACCGGUGCCAACAUAUCUGUCCUUUAACUUCGACCCCGACUACCCAACGCCGACACCCGUGACAGAGGACCCGCAGCCGGUCGACGGCCGCCGUCCCCGGCCUCACCACCCUGAAGCAACACCGGUACCGACAUAUCUGUCCUUCGACUUCGACCCCGACUACCCAACGCCGACCCCGUUGACGGGGGGGCCGCAGCUGGUCGACGGCCACCGGCCCCGGCCUCGCCACCCUGAAGCAACACCGGUACCGGCAUACCUUUCUUUCAACUUCGACCCCGACUACCCAACGCCGGCACCUGUGACGGACGGCCCGCAGCCGGUCGACGUCCGCCGUCCCCGGCCUCGCCACCCUGAAGGAACGGCGGAGCCGACAUACCUGUCCUUCGACUUCGACCCCGACUACCCAACGCCGGCACCGGUGACGGAGGGGCCGCAGCCGGUCGACGGCCACCGGCCCCGGCCUCGCCACCCUGAAGCAACACCGGUACCGGCAUACCUUUCUUUCAACUUCGACCCCGACUACCCAACGCCGGCACCGGUAACAGAGGGCCCGCAGCCGGUCGACGUCCGCCGUCCCCGGCCUCGCCACCCUGAAGGAACGACGGAGCCGACAUCCCUGUCCUUCGACUUCGACUUCGACCCCGACUACCCAACGCCGGCACCGGUGACGGAGGGCCCGAAGCCGGUCGACGGCCGCCGUCCCCGUCCUCGUUACCCCGGUUCGACACCGGCACCGACGUCCCUGCAAUACCACUUCGGCCCCGACUACCCAACGCCGGCACCGGUGACAGAGGGCCCGCAGCCGGUCGACGGCCACCGUCCCCGGCCUCGCCACCCUGAAACAACACCGGCGCCGACAUACCUGUCCUUCGACUACGACCCCGACUACCCAACGCCGGCACCGGUGACGGAGGGGCCGCAGCCGGUCGACGGCCACCGGCCCCGGCCUCGCCACCCUGAAGCAACACCGGUACCGGCAUACCUUUCUUUCAACUUCGACCCCGACUACCCAACGCCGGCACCGGUAACAGAGGGCCCGCAGCCGGUCGACGUCCGCCGUCCCCGGCCUCGCCACCCUGAAGGAACGGCGGAGCCGACAUACCUGUCCUCCGACUUCGACCCCGACUACCCAACGCCGGCACCGGUGACGGAGGGCCCGAAGCCGGUCGACGGCCGCCGUCCCCGGCCUCGCCAACCUGAAGCAACACCGGUACCGACAUACCUGUCUUUCAACUUCAACCCCGACUACCCAACGCCGGCACCGGCAACAGAGGGCCCGCAGCCGGUCGACGGCCGCCGUCCCCGACCUCGCCACCCCGAAGGGACACCGGCGCCGACAUCCCUGUCCUUCGACUACGACGACCUAACCCCGGCGCCGCAGUCUGAAGGCCGGCAGCCUGUGUUCACUCCUGGGCAGCCAUCACCGCCAACCCCCAGCACGGCUCCGAGCUCACGGUCACCGACUGCGCCAGUGGAAGAGACGACGCCGGCUCCGGCUUCAUCCGGGAGGCACCAGUCGCCUUCUCCGGCGGUGGCACCGUCCCCGAUCUCCACAGCCCGCGACGCUUCACCAUCGCCAGCUACUAUUCUCACCCCGAGCCAUGACCCUUCCCACGACGCCACGCUGACUCCCGCUGGAGCCCCAGGCGCGUCACCAUUGCCAGCUACUGUGCCCGCCCCGAGUCUUGACCCUUCCACCGCUGCCACAAUGGCGCCCGCUGGAGGCAAGAACCAGGCGCCUUCACCCACGGACGCGCCUCGAACAGACCCUGCCGCGGCGCCCACGUCGACAACCAAGCCUCCGGUCGCCGCCCCAACCGCUGCCGCCCCCACCGCCGCCACCCCCACCGCCGUGGCACCUUCCAUGCCCUCGGCGCCUUCUCCCACCAUGCCUUCGGCGCUUUCUCCCAUCAUGCCGAGCGCCCCGACGCCUAUGUCCUACGACUUCGGCUUCGACGGGCCAACGCCGGCGCCUGUGAUAGAGGGCGUGCAGCCUGUCGCCACGCCUGGGAUGCCAUCACCGCCAUCUCCCAGCACGCCUCCGAGCUCGCCAUCACCGACGGCGCCAGCGGCAGAGACGACGACGGCUCCGGCUUCAUCCGACAGGCAACAGUCACCAUAUUCACCUUCACCUUCACCUUCUCCUUCCCCGGUGGUGGCGCCGGCCCCGAUCUCCACAGCCCCAGACGUUUCGCCAUCGCCAGCUGCUAGACCCGCCCCGAGCCAUGACCCUUCGCCCACUGCCACGCUGGCGCCCGCUGGAGGCCAGAACCAGGCGCCUUCGCCGACCGGGGUGCCUCCCGCCAUGCCGAGCUCCCCGACAUCCAUGUCCUACGACUUCGGCUUCGACGGACCAACGCCGGCGCCUGCGUCGGAGGGCCUGCAGCCUGUCGCCACGCCCGGGCAGCCAUCACCGCCAACCCCCAGCACGCCUCCGAGCUCACGGUCACCGACAGCGCCGGUGGAAGAGACGACGACGACGGCUCCGGUUUCAUCCGACAAGCGCCAGUCAUCAUCUUCACCUUCGCCUUCACCUUCUCCUUCCCCGGUGGUGGCGCCGGCCCCGAUCUCUACAGCACCAGACGAUUCACCGUCGCCAGCUGCCCUACCCGGCCCAACCGCCGCCGCCCCAACCGCCGCCGACGCGCCAACCGCCGCCGCACCCCCCACGGCCGCUGCCGCGCCUGCCACGCCUCCGGUGCCUUCUCCUACCAUGCCUUCGGCGUCUUCUCCCAUCAUGCCCAGCGCCCCGACCGCCAUGUCCUACGACUUCAAAAUCGACGACACAACGCCGGCACCUGUGUACGAGGGCCUGCAGCCGUCGCCAACGGGAGCGCCUCGAACAGACCCCGCCGCGGCGCCCACAUCGACUACCGAGUCACCGGCCGCCGCCCCCACCGCCGCCGCCCCCACCACCGCCCCAACCGCCCCGGCCACGCCUUCGGCGCCUUCUCCCACCAUGCCGAGCGCCCUGACGUCUACCCCACCCACCGGUGCUGUUCAGGAGCCCGCAGCGACUCCAGAGCCCAUCUCCCAGCCAAGCGAGAGGGGGGCCGUGGCACCCACCACCGCCGGUACUACCCCCGCGCCUUCGACGCCGGGGGGCUCGUGGACUCAAGCACCGGCCACCGCAGGAGCUCUACCACCGGUAUCUGGGGACGUCUUCACCUGCCCGCCGCCCGUGCCUUGCAUCUGCGAAGCGCCUGCCGAACCCACGCCUACGGCAGCACCGACAUCGGACGCAACAUCGGUGGCGGCGGCGGCGGGGGUUACCACCGCCCCAGCUGCGAUGCCCACGGCCUCUCAUCCAGGAAUGCCCACGAGUAACACGCCCUCACCCACGCACGACGGAAGCCUCCCGAUGGCGACGCCCUCGCCGACACCGACACCGACGCCGCAUAACCACACCGCACCCACCAUGCCCGGCGGGUCUGACUCGAGCACCGACGAGUUCGAAGACGACGACGACGGGCUCUUCUACUUGCCGGAAGACUUCGACUCGAUCGACGGCUUCCAGGACGACGACAAUUUCUUCUACUUCCCGGAUGGCGAGUUCGACGAGCCCGGCGCGACCCCCGCUCCUCGUGCAACCCCCGCUCCUGUCGCCGGCCGCUCGCAGCCUCACACCCCGAUGCCGGCGGUGGUGGCUGACGAGGAGGUGGAGGAGGUGGACUGCGUGUCGCUCCUCUCUCCCGAGAUGUCGACGGAGCUAGCCCAAAAGGACAAGGGUGUCUACUACGAGAAGGACUGCCAGGGCCUGCACUGCAACAUGUUCGGGAUUGGCUGGGACUGCAGGGCCUGUUACAUGGACUGUGCCGCCUGCGAGGGGGACCAGGAAGACCUGGGAACGGCGGACCUCGCGAUGUGCCCCUCCGAAUUCCCGAGGAUCGGAGGCCAGACCCAGACCUGUAUCUCGACCUGCAGCGCCACGCGCAAGACCCGGUAUCGCCGCCGCCUCCGCGGGCAGUAA